Molecule: messenger RNA, 1940 nt
Organism: Xiphophorus hellerii (green swordtail)
Lineage: Eukaryota; Metazoa; Chordata; Actinopteri; Cyprinodontiformes; Poeciliidae
Product: solute carrier organic anion transporter family member 1C1-like
Exons: 4
Coding region: 1037-1525 (162 amino acids)
Biological process (GO): sodium-independent organic anion transport; bile acid and bile salt transport; transmembrane transport
Cellular component (GO): basolateral plasma membrane
Molecular function (GO): bile acid transmembrane transporter activity
Source: RefSeq, a predicted model, not a curated record
AUGAUGGUACAUUUCCUGAACAUGUUCUAGUGAUAAAUAUGGGAAUUUGUACCAAAAUUAUGUAAAAUGUUGUUGCUAAUCUUGUUAAAGACUUGGAUUAAUAAUAUAUGACAUAGUAGCUGUAUAAGAAACCCAUUCAUUUGUUAUUUCUCAUGUUUCCUGACUGAUUAUCACAGAAAACCAAAGGCAGAACUCCUUCACAGAUUUUUUUCCCCCUCAAUUUAAGAUUAAAAUUAAUCUUUUAAACAAAUCUGUAGGUGCUUUUUGGCAGCAAUCUCACUCUAUGUGACAAAGUGGAUACACAGAACUGGGUUCUGAGGUUCAUUUAGAUCAAGGGCAAAAGGUUUGACACACUCGCACCAAAACAGGUAGCAGACUUGUCAGUGAAGGUUAAUGAGAACUUUUCUGAGUCCCUUGGGGAAAUUCUUGACUUGUUUCCCAAAAUCAAUUAUUUAUUCCCCACAAUAAGAUGAAGUUCAGUGGCAAGUUCCAGCACAUAUUCCUAUCUCUGAAAGUCAGAGCAAAACAAAAUCUGCUCCUUCAUGUGGUUACCAGGGUUACUCUGCAGUCUGGAAAAGCAUAAAAAAUAUGGGAUUUAUUUUCAGUAUUUUUUCAUCCCUUAUAAUCAGAAUAAAAUAAAAUAAGAGCACAAAAAAAUUGUUUUGUAGACUUUUAUCCGUGUUUUAUUGUCUAAAAUGUGUUAUUUUCCCAUUCUGUCCUUUUCCCUUUCCUUCUCAUCCCCCUCUCUUUCUUGUAGACAUAUUUUAUCCACUUGUCUUUUCUUCCAUUUUGUUUCUGUUUUUUAAUCUCUUAGCUCCUGUUGUUGCCCUCAGAUGCAAAACUGUUUUCUUUCUCGGUGCAGAAAGCGUCACCAUAACUCCAAAAGAUUCCCGCUGGGUGGGUGCCUGGUGGCUGGGCUUCCUGGUAUCCUCUUCCCUGCUACUGGUCUCCAGUAUCCCUUUCUGGUUCCUGCCGCGCUCGCUUCCCAAACAAGGGCAUGAAACAGACAAACCCACUCCUCCCUCCCUGAUCCUCGAUGGGGCAGAGAGUCCCUCAAGCUGACCAAAAUUGCAAAAGGUUGCAUUUUAACAGCUGCAUCACACCAGACCUCAAAUCCCUCGCUUUGGGUAUUCAGACUUUGGUAACCAGGACUCUUGGUGAAAUUCCAGCGCCUGUGUAUUUUGGAGCUCUGAUAGACUCUACUUGCCUGAAGUGGUCUAUCAAGAAGUGCGGAGGAAGAGGGGCGUGUCGCAUUUACGACUCAAAUAGAAUCGUUUUCUUUGGUCUGAUUACUUGCCUCAGCGGCACUUCCUAUUUCUUCAUGAUUGCCGUCAUCGUCCUCCUGAAGCGACAGUUUUGGAAAGCAGACCGGGAGACAGAGCUGCAACAACCCAGAGCGGCAAAGGAAAGUGGAAUUAUGGUUCAGCUGGACAUUCAGGAGAAGAGCAGUGCUGAGAACACAAGUCCCAAACCGUCUUCUGACAAAACAGACUCUACUGGAGUUGAGAAAGAUUUGGAAGGAUGAAGGGAAAUAGUCAGAACAGAGCGACUCAUUGCAAAUAAUAGUCUAUUUUUCAUAAAUAUAUAUGAUGGGAACCUGACAGAGACUUCAGGUGAGUUGUUUUUCUUUCUCAUAGAUGGUCAGAGAAUGUUAUCAACAAAACCUCUGGUUUAAAAAAGAUCAUUAUUUCCUAAGUCGUUCAAUAAAGCAGGCAGUUCAAGUUAGUCUUCUCUUGCUAGGUCUGUUUACCUCCAUAUUGGUUAUCAUGUAACAGUUCAUUUUACUACUACAGACAGGUUGAGCAGCAAUUUAAUAUACUGACCUUUUGGUACAUAUGACAAUGCUACAUCUCUGCCAUGUUGAAAGCAAAAAUGAUUGUUUAAUCAAACCUCUUGUUCAAAAAUGCUAUUUUUGGCAAUAAAUAAAUCCUUCAGUAAGA